Molecule: messenger RNA, 1611 nt
Organism: Fusarium sp. VM40
Lineage: Eukaryota; Fungi; Ascomycota; Sordariomycetes; Hypocreales; Nectriaceae
Source: the annotation of a GenBank genome assembly
AUGGAGUCAUUCCAACAGCCCGAGCCCGAAAGUCCCAAGAAGUCCGAACACCACGGACGAACUCGAAUAGAAGUACAGCUUCGCUCAAAGCCUAGGGGCUAUGUCCCUGGCAGUGGACCACCUCUUCAGCGAAUCGGCCUGCUUCCUCCCAAAGACUCGACCGCGUAUAUCCUCGAAAGGAUCAUCCUCCCCUCGCAGGGCCUGGCCGCAGAUGGACAGCCUCUACCGCGACGUAUGACAUAUAUUGUAGCAUGGCAUGAUCUACCCGCGGCGCAGAUGCUGGUUCCUGCUAUGGAUGUGCUGGAUUAUGUUUCGCCGCGCGAGCUGGAGGACUGGGAAUAUGCGAAUACGGAAGAACAGAUGGAACAUGAGAAGGUUGAAACAAAACAGGAUAUGGCUGGUGAUGCGCCAAAACCCAAAAAGCGUGGAAGGCCACCGAAGCACAGCAAGAUAGAAACUGCUGUUGUUGCAGUGCCAGACGACGAGGAGCCUGCUGUACCGAAGCGGGGGGCCAUGACAAUAAACACCCCAACAAAGAACAGAUUACGGGAUUUUGAUGAAUCGUCGGAUGAAGAGGGGAGCCUGGCAAGACAGUUACAGUGGGAAACUACGGGUGAUUCCAUGGAGACGGAUGAGCAAGGCUUUGAAGAGGAGGAUAUGCUCCAAGAUCACGAAAUACCUGCUGGAAAGCAGCUGGAAAUGCUGCCCGGUUCGACACUUGAGGCUCAAAGGUCCAUACAAUUCGAGUCAUUCCCAUCCACAGGAACUUCAAGUCAAAGGAGCACACCAAAGGCCAGAGUCUUCAUGUCAAAAUCUGAAGGGAAGAAGAGAGCAGACCAUCCUUCUCACCGUCCAUUGAAGAAAACACCAGCAAUGAAUGGGCUUUUGAACGGCGCACAAGCUGUAGAGUCAGAUUGGACACCACCGGGGUCAGUUACGUACUCAAAUUCAGGGGUCGAAACACCAGAUCCUGAGCCAGAAGUCACGGCUCGCCUGAUAGAAGAGGCGACAUCGAUACAGAAAAAGUCUGUAAAAAAGUCAAAGUCAGUUUCGAACACACCAAACCCCCCAAAGCCAGCUCCAGAGGAAGUGGUUGAAGAUGCAGAACCGGCAGAAGAACCAGACUGGGAAGUCAAACGCAUUGAGGAUAUGGAACUCUACGAUGUCGAAGGCGUUGGACCUGUGCGUUAUUUCAAAGUCCGCUGGGAAGGCGACUGGCCACCAGACCAGAAUCCGUCUUGGGAGCCUGAGAGUAACCUCCCACCAGACCUCAUCCGCAAGUAUAUGAAAAACGGGAAGAGGAAGCGAGAUAGACCAACAGCCAAGAAACCUGCUAAACAACCUACCGUCGCGCCAUCUUACACAUCAAACAAGAAAUCUAUGAAACAGACGACGCUAACUUGGGGUCUUCCUGCGAAGCAGUACAAGAGCGUUGGUGAAGCUUUUGAAGGCGUCGAAGACGAUGAGCUGGCAAUGGCGGCAGAAUAUGAGGCGCAAGUUGAUAAACAGGAGAGCGAUGACGAGCUUUUUAUCGUGGAGGAACCACCGACCAAGAAGAGUCGCGUGAAGCCGUGGAAUACGUUCGGGCUUGGUCUGGAUAGCUACACAUGA